Molecule: messenger RNA, 396 nt
Organism: Tremella mesenterica DSM 1558
Lineage: Eukaryota; Fungi; Basidiomycota; Tremellomycetes; Tremellales; Tremellaceae
Exons: 3
Coding region: 1-396 (131 amino acids)
Source: RefSeq, a predicted model, not a curated record
AUGAUUGACCCCGAUCAGACAGAGGAGCUGGUGGUUUUUCGAGAUCGAUGGUUGAGAGGAAAAGAUCAUAUAUUGAUCAUUCCACGACAUCACAUAGUAUCGACGGUUGAAGAGUUGAGACCACACCAUCUCCCAUUGCGCCAGUCGUCCAUCUUGCGACUCAAACUCGUGCUGAUGGACACAGGUGUCAAGAUGGGUUAUCACAUUCCACCUUUUUCUUCCGUCCACCAUCUCCACCUGCACGUGAUCACACCUCCGUUCACACUCAUGGGACGUAUGCAAUACCCAAUCAGACGAGGAGUAGACGGCGGAAAAGGUUGGACCUGGUUUGUGUCUUCCGAUCAAGUCGAGACGAUUCUGCAACGAGAAGGAAGUAUACGACUGGCAGCCAGUUGA